Haliotis rufescens (red abalone) is the source of this 1062-nucleotide messenger RNA. Its product is annotated as alpha-(1,3)-fucosyltransferase C-like. NCBI's taxonomy places the organism in Eukaryota, Metazoa, Mollusca, Gastropoda, Lepetellida, Haliotidae. Gene Ontology annotation, cellular component: membrane. The record is from RefSeq and is a predicted model, not a curated record. Bases 1 to 1062 code for a protein of 353 amino acids. The transcript has 2 exons. Gene Ontology annotation, molecular function: alpha-(1->3)-fucosyltransferase activity.
AUGGCCCCGAUGGAAGGGAAGGUCAACAUCUCCACGACGGCCGAAAUGCUUAUCCAUCUUGAGUCUGCUGACGCAGUAUCCGGAUCUGCCUUCACUUCGGAUUCGUUGAACUCAACAUCAAACGUCAGGUCAGGUUUCCCUCGUAAUACCAUACGUGUUGAGAAGAAUACAACUAAACUGAUACUGUGGUAUUUGCGACCAAAUUAUGUCGUACCCACCCAUGAAGGAGAGGUACGUCCCUUGAAGAACUGUCCACAUUUGAACUGUCGGGAAACAACGGACGUGAAACUGAUAUCUCGAGCAGAUGCAGUUGUAUUUGAUGUUCAUUUUAAAAUCCGACCUGACAAUAAACCGAUCAGAUACCCAGAGCAGACAUGGGUAUUUUUCGCCCAAGAAUCCUCAGUUCACGUCAAGUCAAGAUUGUACAGAAUGGACAAAUGGAAGUCUUCCUUUAACUGGACAUGCACCUACAGGCGAGAUUCCGAUGUAUGGAUGCCAUACGGAAUUAUCCUUAAAAAUCCGAAACUGACCAAAAAGGAUUACCGUAAAAUAGCUGAGAGUAAAACUAAAAUGGCCGGUUGGGUCGUGAGCCACUGUUCUUGUCAGAGCAAGCGUGACGUGUUUGCCAAGCGACUGGUAGAGCAAGGUAUUCAAGUAGAUAUAUUUGGAGACUGUGGAAAGAAAUGCGGGAACAGAAGUAAAGAUGGAACAGAAACCUGCGAAGACUUGGCGUCCAGCAAUUAUUCAUUUUAUCUCUCAUUUGAAAACUCUCUGUGUGACGACUACAUUACCGAAAAGUUUUUCCACAUGUAUAACAAAGAUGUGAUUCUUAUAGCACGAGGGGGGCGCCAGUUUUUAAAAAGUCUCCCGAAAGGAACGUUUAUAAAUACGGAUGACUAUAAAAAUGUGAAAGAUCUGGCAGCAUACUUGAAACGGCUACACGAAAAUAAAAAUGAAUACAUCAGCAUUUUAAAAAGGAAGGAUGAGUAUAUGACCCAAAACAUCUUCCAGGCAUUGAACUAUGUCAGAUUUAGUGCCAAGCCUGAGUUUUCUCCUGUCUGA